This is a messenger RNA of Oncorhynchus tshawytscha (Chinook salmon), 2606 nucleotides long. RefSeq names its product protein ADP-ribosylarginine hydrolase-like protein 1. The transcript has 3 exons. Lineage: Eukaryota; Metazoa; Chordata; Actinopteri; Salmoniformes; Salmonidae. The record is from RefSeq and is a predicted model, not a curated record. The coding region runs from base 1709 to 2074 and encodes 121 amino acids.
CCCCCAGCCCUCUAACCCUCCAGCCCUGGCAGUAGCCCUGGAGUUCUGGGGACGAGGUUAUUGCCUUUUUAGGAGACACCUGAUCACAGCCCAGUGCCUCUACACACACAGAGGCUGCUGAUAAAGAUGUGUGUUAGACUGAGUGAGAGAGAGUGACUGGUGAUUAGGCUGAUAGAUGAGCUCAGCGCUAUGGGGGUGGGGACUGAACUGGACUGCUACCGUUCACAGUUAAAAAGAGAGAUCCAACCACGGCACGUCCCCAUCCAGUUUAGUAAGGACACACCAUUAGAUUACCAGACCAGAGAGCAACACAGCGUGUGACAGCGUCAGAGAGCCUUCUAGGUGGACCAGUCGGACAGUGGGCUGUUUUUGUUUGCCAGCAGGCUGAGGAGAAGCUCUGUCUGUUUAACCAGAGGAACACGAUCUCAGGCUUCUAGAAGCUCUGUCUGUUUAACCAGAGGAACACGAUCUCAGGCUUCUAGAAGCUCUGUCUGUUUAACCAGAGGAACACGAUCUCAGGCUUCUAGAAGCUCUGUCUGUUUAACCAGAGGAACACUAUCUCAGGCUUCUAGAAGCUCUGUCUGUUUAACCAGAGGAACACGAUCUCAGGCUUCUAGAAGCUCUGUCUGUUUAACCAGAGGAACACGAUCUCAGGCUUCUAGAAGCUCUGUCUGUUUAACCAGAGGAACACGAUCUCAGGCUUCUAGAAGCUCUGUCUGUUUAACCAGAGGAACACGAUCUCAGGCUUCUAGAAGCUCUGUCUGUUUAACCAGAGGAACACGAUCUCAGGCUUCUAGAAGCUCUGUCUGUUUAACCAGAGGACCACGAUCUCAGGCUUCUCGAAGCUCUGUCUGUUUAACCAGAGGAACACGAUCUCAGGCUUCUAGAAGCUCUGUCUGUUUAACCAGAGGAACACGAUCUCAGGCUUCUAGAAGCUCUGUCUGUUUAACCAGAGGAACACGAUCUCAGGCUUCUAGAAGCUCUGUCUGUUUAACCAGAGGAACACGAUCUCAGGCUUCUAGAAGCUCUGUCUGUUUAACCAGAGGAACACGAUCUCAGGCUUCUAGAAGCUCUGUCUGUUUAACCAGAGGAACACGAUCUCAGGCUUCUUGAAGCUCUGUCUGUUUAACCAGAGGAACACGAUCUCAGGCUUCUUGAAGCUCUGUCUGUUUAACCAGAGGAACACGAUCUCAGGCUUCUAGAAGCUCUGUCUGUUUAACCAGAGGAACACGAUCUCAGGCUUCUAGAAGCUCUGUCUGUUUAACCAGAGGAACACGAUCUCGGGCUUCUAGAAGAGGACUAUAGUGUCUUGGGAGUCAGACUGUUUCUGAGAGACUCUGUCUACCUGGAACCUGUGUUCUCUAUAACCCGUAGAGAGACUGUCUACCUGGAGCCUGUGUUCUCUAUAACCUGUAGAGAGAUUGUCCUCCUGGAGCCUGUAUUCUCUAUAACCUGUAGAGAGACUGUUUACCUAGAGCCUGUGUCCUCUCUAACCUGUAGAGAGACUGUCUACCUAGAGCCUGUGUCCUCUAUAACUCAUAGAGAGAGACUGUCUACCUAGAGCCUGUGUCCUCUAUAACCCAUAGAGAGAGACUGUCUACCUAGAGCCUGUGUCCUCUAGCUGCGUCAGUCAGUCGGUCUUCCUAUUGAAACCUCCAUUACAGCCCAUCCUUUGUUUUCGUCCGGGUUGGUGGGCAUCUGAACCCUCAUGGAGAAGUUCCAGGCUGGGAUGGUCCUAGCGGGGGUGGGGGACGCUCUGGGCUACCGUAAGGGCCGCUGGGAGAGCUGCCCCUCUGGGACACAGAUCCAGGAAGAGCUGGCCUCUCUGGGGGGCCUUGGGGCUCUGAAACUGGACCCUGACAACUGGCCCCUCAGCGAUGGAGCCCUGAUGCACAUGACCACCGCUGAGGCCCUCAUCACAGAGGAGGCUAGCCUGGUCCCCAGAUCUGUUUGUGCUGUCUUGCCAACUCCUAUGGUCAUGGCAAUGGAAUUAGCAAGACCAGAGGAGUUAAUAGUGGUGGAAAAGUUAGCAAGACAACAGGAACAGAUCUGGGACCAGGCUGGAGUUCUAUAGGUGGACAGCCUGACGGGACAACACACGUCACCUACCGACCGCUGGCCUGGACGUCUGGAGCUGCCAGAUCAGAUAAGUCCAAAAUAGACCUAGGGAGGACAACAUGAGCCUGUCCUCGGGCAGAGGAGAACAACAGAGGGACCAGGUCUCAUCACAUCACAGUGGCUCUCCCCUUGGGGAUGCUGUAUGGUAUUUGGCCGGUGGAUUGUGUUCAAAGCCAGCAGUGCUCCUGUAGAGAGAUGACAGCCGUAUGGAUAAGCCUGCUGCUUAGCCGCAUUCCAACAACCCAGCCUGGGAUGUGUCCCAAAUGGCACCCUAUUCCCUAUGUAGUGCACUACUUUAGACCAGGCUCACACUCCAUAAGACUCUGGUUAAAUGUAGUGCACUAUAUAAGGAAUAGGGUGGAAUAGGGGACUCUCCCCAAGUCAGGCCAGGAAACCACCAUGAAUCACUGACACUGACAGGGGCUGGAAGCAAACCAUACAGAUCUGAUCUAUAGCACACAUCAUAGAGAGGAGGAGGAGAGGAGGAG